AUGCCUGUUCCAUUUGAAGGUUUAUUACCAUUUGCCAUCAUGACUGCCUUCUUUGGAGUGGCAGGUCAUGGUGUUCAAUUUAUCAGAUAUUGGGGUAAUGGAUGGAAAGGUGAUAGAUUUGAUUUAGAUGAAUGGGAUGAAAAAAUGAUGAAGAGAGAUUUCCUUCUAACUGGGGUUCAAAGAGGUCAAAGUAGUGAUCCUAUUGCUCCUGAUCAUUUCAAGACCGCCGAUACUGUUAUCCAAGGUUAUUACACUCCAUAUAGAUCACAAUUCUUCUCUCUUAGAGAAAGAUUAUACAGAGGUUAUGUCACUGGUACUUGGGACUUUUCUUAA
Molecule: messenger RNA, 333 nt
Organism: Scheffersomyces coipomensis
Lineage: Eukaryota; Fungi; Ascomycota; Pichiomycetes; Serinales; Debaryomycetaceae
Exons: 1
Coding region: 1-333 (110 amino acids)
Source: RefSeq, a predicted model, not a curated record